Molecule: messenger RNA, 777 nt
Organism: Pan troglodytes (chimpanzee)
Lineage: Eukaryota; Metazoa; Chordata; Mammalia; Primates; Hominidae
Exons: 3
Coding region: 1-777 (258 amino acids)
Source: RefSeq, a predicted model, not a curated record
AUGGUCAUUGGAAGGACCCACCUGCUCCCUAUCCCGGGCCUGUGUAAACGCCAGGAAGUCAGGCAAGAACUCAGGAGGCUGUGGGCUCCUGGGAAGUUUCUGGGCUCCUGGAAAGGCAUCGUAUCCAAACAGGGGCAGCGCCCGCUGCUGCGCUCCUGCUGGCGCGUGCUGCGCAGAGUGAGCGAAGCGAUGGACGCGGACCCACCAUCCUAUCACUCCAUGCGCAGCAACUGUGUGCACUUUGCACUGUGUCUGCACUUUGCACUGUGUCUGCACUUUGCACUGUGUCUGCUCGUCCCAGGUCCCAGCCUGGACCCCCGGCAAAUAGACGGGAGCUCCAGCAGCUCGGUGAGCGUGGCCCAGCUACCUGCACAGGACCCAUCCCACCUCCUGAGCAGACUAGCCAAAGCGCCUUAUAAACGCGCAACGGCAAAAUCCAGGCCCUUCUCUUCCCACUCCCCACCCAGGCCAGUUUUCUCCAAACUCAAGAUCCACUUUUCUCUUGCAGGCACAAAGCCACCGGAACCAAGCAGACCCACCCACUUGUCUAGGUUAUCCCAACAGAACCUUCUCAUUACCCCAAUAGAACCUUACCCCAGUAGAAUUACCCCCAAUAGAACUUUUCUACUGAGCCAAGCUCCACCUUUCUGGGCCCCACUCCUUCCCAGGUGUCAAUGGACGUGGACGUGUCCCCGGAUUAAGCAUGACCUUGGCCCUCCUGGGUGGACGUGGAGGCUUCAGAAAGAUUCAUUAAACUACUUUCCAAAGCUUAAUUAG